Molecule: messenger RNA, 1403 nt
Organism: Fusarium verticillioides 7600
Lineage: Eukaryota; Fungi; Ascomycota; Sordariomycetes; Hypocreales; Nectriaceae
Exons: 1
Coding region: 458-1114 (218 amino acids)
Cellular component (GO): cytoplasm; nucleus
Molecular function (GO): ribonucleoside-diphosphate reductase inhibitor activity
Source: RefSeq, a predicted model, not a curated record
CGUCAAAACGCGUGAGCCUGGGUCUCACAGUGAGAAAUUACUGUUAAAUGAUUGGGCUGUCAAGGCCGCUUUGGGAUCGUCGUCGUCUGGGGGGGCGCUUCACUUUCUCUGGCCCUGUUCUUUUCCUCACCCCAGCAACAAGCCAAUAUUGGCCUCCGACUUGUUUCACGCAGAAGCCCCCUCUUCGCUCUGUUCUCCUUUUGAACCCUUGUUUUCUCCCCUCGAUUGCGACGUCAUCUGCCUUCUUACGAGACCUUACCUCUUUUCAAUUCUGUCCGUUGACAAACUCUCCACUCUACCACUCCUGAACUCUGUUUCUGUACUUGACUUUCUUGUCAGUCGUUGCUUACUGCGAUCUUGUCCACAACAUCAUUCCAUCAACGUAACAUCUAUUGACGAUUCUUGCUGAAUCAAUCAACACUACAACUUCAUACCGACUUGCUCCAAAUCUGCUAUCAUGUCUACUCCUCGUAUCAAGCGUCAAUUCGCUGGCGCCUCUGCCGACCCAUCUCAACGCCAAAUCACUUCCUUCUUCAAUGCCCGAUCAUCCGAUGAGUCUGCCAUUGCCGAUGCCGACAAGCCCAUGCAGCCUACUCUUCCUUCAAACGUCCAGGCCAACCUACUUAGUGUCGGUAUGCGAGUUCGCAAGUCUGUUCCCGAAGGCUACAAGACAAAGGGCACUAGUGCUUUCAAGCUCUGGACAGACAACGCACCUGUAAAUGUUUCUACCGCUACUGUGAAGGCAUCUGGCAAGGGGGCUUCCCGAGAGCUUCUCCCCUUCUGCGGAAUCAACAAGGUUGGCGGCCUCGACACCCAGCCAGAAUUCGAGGAUGAUGUACCAGACCUCGAUGCUAUUCCCGAGCUCACAAUGUCGCAAGGGAGUGCGGAGGGCGAGUCCUACGACGGUUCUCGAAAGCGAAUUUUCGACGAGGAUGACGACGAGCUCGAUUCGAGCUUUGAUAUGGGCAACCAUGGAAACCCUCGCGUUAUGGCUAUCCCAGUUUCACGAAAGGGUGCCGGUUUUAGGAGCUUUGGCCAGGACAACCGCAACUCAGGAUCCGACUUUGAUGAGGCUGAUUUCCUCGUCAACCCCGAAAUGGAUCUGGCCAACUAAGUCACAGUUUUGUUCAUUGGUUCAAGCAGAGCUUUGUAUGUUUUCAUGUUUACGAGAAGCUAUGUUGCGGCGUCACAAGCUUUGGGUCAGGCGUUUAGGAUUAUCAUUUAUUAAUGCUCUAGAGCGGUUGUAUGUUAUUGGAAGGCAAAAGCGCAUCGGGACUCGCUGUAUGCUGUAUGCAAAUAAGACAAACCGGUCGUUACAAGACCUACAAUUAUAUCCUUGUCCACCAACUUACAUACCAACGAAUGGCUCUCGAAAUUCUAGCAGAUCUCGUUGUCCGUAAAAC